AUGUGGUUAUGGAAGCAGGAGGAAAAACCGGAAAUUUUCAAAGUGUGCGAUCUUCGGUCAGAACUGGAUGGUAUAAAUCUGAUCCCGGAAACUCAGGUUCUUAAAUGGCUCAACUGGAUACCGAAGAAAAUAAAUUGCUUCCUAUGGAGAGCGGUGCUAGAUCGAAUACCAACCAGAGUCUCUUUGGCUUUGAGAAACAUACAUUUACCUUCGGUUCUCUGUGCAUUAUGCAACUCAGCUUCUGAAUCGGUUGACCAUCUAUUGAUCUCAUGUCAAUAUGCUCAGCUCGUUUGGACGGCGGUCUCGUUAUGGGUCAAAAUAUCACUUCCGAGAUACUUAUUGAGCUUGGUGGGCCUAAUGGAGCAUAUCGAGUCACAAUGUUCGUCACAAGAAAUAAAAAAGGCGGUUUACCUCAUUGCUGCAGCAACAUGUUGGAUUUUAUGGCGAAUUAGAAACAACUUAAUUUUCAACGGGAAGAUAACUCAGGUUUCAAGGGCUGUCGGCGAUAUUAAGGCUAUUUCAUUUUUUUGGGUCAAAGCAAGGGCUGGAAAAACAGACUUAGAUUGGAAGAAAUGGAGUGAAUUUAGAUGCUUUAAAUAA
Molecule: messenger RNA, 600 nt
Organism: Helianthus annuus (common sunflower)
Lineage: Eukaryota; Viridiplantae; Streptophyta; Magnoliopsida; Asterales; Asteraceae
Exons: 1
Coding region: 1-600 (199 amino acids)
Source: RefSeq, a predicted model, not a curated record